AGUUAUCCCCUCGCUCGUCCACACGCAUGGAAACACCUGACCACCGCAGGAGACAGCUAGAGCUCUUUAUUUUUCAUUGAAAACCUAACCCUCCUUCUUCAACCUCCUGUUGAUUCAUGCUGGUGCUUCCCCUGAGCAGGAUGACGGAUGUAGCGACGUUAGUAUCCGAGAAUCAAACAGCGGACGGCGGCCUGCGGCGGGACUUCAGGCGGCUGACUCGGCUCUACUGCAUGAAUGGCGGAUAUCACCUCCAAAUCCUGCCUGAUGGGACGGUGCAGGGCCAGAGGGAGGACGGGGAUGAUCACAGUAAGGCUGCAGCGCACUGCGCAUUUUACAUCCAGGUCAGACCUGCAGCAUGAUGUGUUCAUUUCCCUUCCUUGUAGGUGUGUCAGGUUCACAGACAAACACUGUCAAUAAAUCAGAAAGCUAAGAGGAGGCUGUUUGAAGGGAGGUUGUGUUUCGAAAACAGAGGAUAUCUCAGUUUUGGUUUUGCACAGAUCAAGUUCCUUUCACACAAAUUUGGUAUAUCUCACUCAGAGUAACACAACAGGAAUGCAUAGAGAUCUGGUGGACUAGGACUUGUGUAAUGGGACAACAUUUUGAUAGAAUUUAUUUCCCACAGGGCAAAUACCCCAUCUCACAAACAGGUUAAAACAACAAGUUAAUAUAAAAAAGCCUCUCACAUUCAUGUUCAGGCCUUAAAUUUAAUGCCAAUGCAGUGUGCCAUUUCAUAAAACAAAGAUCAACCUGCUGCGAAAACAUGAAGAAGUAAAAUUCACCAAGUCCAAAAACUGACAAAGAAGCUCUAGAUUUCAUCAGCUUUCAUAGUUUGAAUAGCGUUUUAAUAGUUUUUAUGUCUGCUUUUGUCCACUUUCAGGAGAGGGAAAUCAAGAAUGAUUGGAGAAGUCUCUUUUUUUUCUUUUUAUUUAUCAUUUAUUUAUUUAUUUUUAUUUGACCUGUAGGCUUUAGUCACCUUUCUGAUUCAGACUCUUUCUUCCUCUUCAGUUGUUUUGAAGCUCACAGCCAUGGACAUCGGAGUCGUGAUCAUCCAAGGAACUGAAGCCGGGCAUUAUUUGGCCAUGAAUGGUGAAGGACGGUUGUACGGUUCAGUGAGUAUCUGCAGCACACCUGAUGAUCUGUGUUAUAGUCGACCAUCUAAUGAUGCAGAUUUGUGUGAUAAUUAAAGUACAAGAUUCAUCACUAACCAUUCCACAGUCUUGAUCAACUUCAGUCCAUCCAUGUGCUGUCAGCUCUCUCUGCUUGUUUUGUGUUCUUCUCCCAGCCCACGGUGACAGAUGAGUGUUACUUCCUGGAGAAGCUGGAGGAGAAUCACUACAAUACCUUAUCGAUCUCAGAAAUAUCUGGAGGAGAGCUGGUAUGUAGCUCUGAAAAAGAACGGCAAACCCAAACCGGGUCCAAGGACUCACAUUGGACAGAAGGCCAUCUUCUUUCUGCCCCGACAGCUGAACGAGUGAAGACCCUCAAACCUCAACCUACAAGGAUGUGAAGCUGAUUGUGGAUAGAUUUGUAUUUUGCUAAGCCACGCCAUGCCUUAUUUUUGUUAUUCUCGCUCAAGAUCAAAACUUUAGUAAGGUUUCAAAAUAGCUGAGAGCCAGUGUGCUUGCUUAUUUAGGCGGAGACUACCUACUGUGUUGUCCAGAUAUUAACCAGAGAGCAAUGUAUCAGAGCUGAACUAAACAUGCUAUCUAUUUAACCCACAACUAACACAACACUAACACAACAUUAACACAACACUAACACAACAUCCCAUUUUUAUGGUAACAGGUCUUACCCAUAGACUGUAUAUACUAUGGACAACUUGGUUCUGCCUCCCGCCUGUAUACAGAUUUGAAGCCAAAAAGCUCUCGGGAUUUCCAGGAUUUUUCUUCAUUUCCUGAAAUCGGCGACUCUCGCGCAGUAGCGUUGUGCGCAUUCAGUGCGAGAGUCGCCGAGAAUCGCUGUGAUGACGCUCGGCUCAAACAGCGUAUCCCCCCCGGUGAGCUACGCAAUCCCUGAGCGCCCAUAGGCUGUAUCAGGUGUCAAUCAUAGAAAACUUGAACCCCCUAAUAACUUUUAAAAACGGAGCUUCACAGAAAGAAGAGGACUUGGGCACAAACCAGUCUGACUGUAACUACAUGUCAACAUCACAACCAAGGGGGAGAAAAGUUUAUAUUCUGUGUAAUAAAUUUCUAAAGUUUGUCCACAGCUCCAUAAGCUUUGCUGGCGGAGACGGGAUUUAUGACCUAUACUGCAGCCCAUCAACAGAGGGUGCUGUUCUCAGCGUGGCUUCACCCAGCGAGGAGGCAGACUGCGUCCAUUCUAUAUACAGCCUGUGGUCUUACCUUAUAGAAUACAAAGAAAAAAGGACAAUAUUAUAAACAGACACCAAAACAGAUUCAGUCUUGGUCCAACAUGUUGAGAAUAAUCUUCUGAUUCGUAGAAUUAGAGCCUCUAAAGAUGUCUUAGUGGGAAAAGGAAAUAACACCACUUUAAUGACAGCUAGUAUGUUUGAUGUUAACUAAACUCGAUAAUAUUAAGAAGUGUUUCCAGCUGUUAGUGAACUUGGUAAAAAAGUUUGCAGGACAUGCUGUUUUGCUGUGGCUCGGUGAUUAAAAUGUCUCAUAAAUCACUCCACUAACACGUGUUAACACAUGAUGGAUGAUUACUCUGACCUAGUUUGAGGUUAUAAACUCUGAGUCCUCUCUAGUUUGACUGUCUGUAAUCUGUACUUUGCUGUGAAGUGAUGCCAUGAGCAGCUUAUGAAGCCUCUCACUGCUCUGUCUGUGCCGCUGUGGAAAAAUGCUGUUUCACACUUUAGACUGUUACACUGAGCUGCCACAUGAUGCCACCAAUGUGUAAAAGCUGCACUGAGCACUGAUUUACAUACUUAAAGGCUGUCAAUCUUUUCAAUGUUGUGCCUUAUAACUCUCUAACAGCAGUGAGGAAUAUUAUACUACUUGUCUGUGUCAAUAAUCCAGAUGAAUCAGACGUGAGGCAUUAAAAGUGACAUUUAUUUAACACUAAACAUUUUCUGUACAGUUUCAUAUCAACAAAACCCCAGGUUUAACUCUACAUCACAUAGAAAGAAGCAUAAUGAGUCGUUACAGAAGCCUUGGUGAGUGUAUGAGUUGAACUGAUAAGGCAAACAGUUCGGUUUGCAGGGCCUCCUUGAUUCUUCUCAUUGGCAAGUUAAAUCAAAAACAACUCCACUAUAGAGCGCAGGGACAAAAAUCCAACACCUCUGCAUCAUUCAUUUCUUGUUUUAUGUGUCCGGGCCUCAAAGUCAUGAUGAAACAAUCCUCUGGGUUUUAUUGGUUUUGUUUCUGAAAGUGCACCUGCAUACAUAACAUUCUUUGAUAUUGGCCUUACACCCAUAUAACAGCUAACUUCCUAUACCUCAUGAAUCAUGGUCUUUAAAGAAAAAACACAUAUUUCCCUUCUUCUUCUUCUUCUGUCAAUUAAAUCUUAAGGCAAAAAGCCCACCUGAAAAUGGGAUGAGUUAUUUUUAUGGUCUCAGAUAAACUGAUCCAAAUGUCUGAGGGAGAUCAUUAAGAGCUGAAAUCCAGACAGCAGAGAGUUUCCUCUCUAAUCACAGAGAGGAUGAGACUUCACUGACUCACUGCAGAGUCAUGGAAAGGUCAGGCUCUUGCAUCUAUGUGAGCUUUUGUGGGUAUAUGAACCAGAAAAUGUGCUCAUAUGUGCAGAAAAAAUCAUCAUCUCGGUUGCUGUAAGUGUCCAAAACUUCGGCAUCCCCACUCUGUCAGCUGAUCUGCUCCGGGGGAUCGUCUCCUGACAUUUAUAGCCAUCUGUUUUCUGGCUUGAUUAUCGUUUACAAACUCAAACUGGAUCGUCUAAGAUCAUAUCUAUAAACUAAAACUCUAUUUUCAGGGUUAAUAAUUGUCUGAUUUAAUGCACAACAAAAAAAUGUACCAGGCGCUCCACUGACACAGAGUUUAAAUCACAAGCAUGAACGUGGCAUGAUGACAAUGUCCUUGAUGAGCAAACAUCUUAAGAGCAACAGACAACACUGCCCCCUCCUGGCUGAAAACAAGGGCAACGCUACUUAAAGCCAACAGGUGAGAGAAAUAAGUGAACAUCUGUUAUCCAAAUAAAAGCUUUAGAGUGUAAGCAGUGUCUAAAAUGAGCCUCUUAUCGCCACAAUAAAAUAAGGAGGUGAAAUAAGUGCAGAUUACUAGGAUUCUUGCAUGCUACGGCAAAUCUACCAAAGUGUGUAUUCAAACCUGCUGGCUUCAAGUGUCACCAACAUGAGACUCGCCCUUCUUUAAGGGCAGAUGCAUGCUUGUAUGCUACCACCAAAUGAUAUAAGGCAUUACUUAUACAUUACAGACAGAGAUGUAAAUAGCACUUGACAUUCGCCACUAAUGAGUACAUUGAGGGACUAUUACUGUUAACCAUUUUCCAUUAAUAAAGUUUCCAAAACAAAAUGAAACAAGUGAUAUAAUUCCUGAAUAUUUUACGAACAGUUGUCUUCAUCCGUCCAAUUUCUUGUUAAGGGUCUUCACUUUCAUCUUAAACUUUUUGCAGAGUCGCUUCACGUGUCGUCCAGUUCUCCAACAUCAAAGAUCCUGGAUUAAAGUACGGAAAAGAGGUGCACAUCAAAACAGCGGUACUAACUAGAUAUCUGUCUGUUUGUUAUGUUUACAAGAAAACUUGAGAUUUAAACACCAAGAAACAAUUGUAAAAAGCCUUGAAGGAGUCUGAGUAUGAAUUUUAAGAGAACUGAUUUCAGUGAAGGUCUCCGUUUUAAGGCUUUUAACUAGUAUUUUAAAUUUUCCUUACAAUCUUAUGUGGUUCUAUCUUAUCUUAUGUUGUUGCUUCUAUCUUGUUUUCAAAGAUGAGAUUAAUCUUAAAUAAUUUUAUUUGUUUUUACUUAUCACUGGUGCUAGAAUCUUAUGUAUUUCUAUCCUUUUAAGCUGUUCACUCAUUUACUUAUUUUUCUCAGGGUUUUUUUUUUUAAUCCUAUCUUAUGCUUUUAGUUUUUAACUUGAACUCCAGUGUUUCUUUAGGGGGUUCCUCCACACUGGGAGUUGUGUCUGGGCUGCUGCUGGAGGCACUGUCUCUGGGUCUCUUUGGCCCGACUGGCCGUUGUCUGCCAGGGUCGGGGGGCCUGGGCGCUGUUGGCCCCUGUGGCACAGCCUGCGGCUCCUCCCAGUGUGGAUGGCCCCUAAGACGGUGCUUCCUUAAUCCUCAUUUCCAUGCCAUGUCUCCCUAUUGUCAGUAAAGAGAGUGUGCAGGUGCGUGUGUGUAUCUGUGUCGUAUGGAGGGUGGGGCUUUAUUUGUAAUAGUUUUUUUCUGUUUCUAUUUUUCCAUGUGGGUAAAGCACUUUGAGUUGCAUGUCCAUGCAUGAAAAGUGCUCUAUAAAUAAAGUUUUAUUUGAUAAUAUUUUAUCCCCUCCAUCAUAACCCCUUUCACUGUUUAUGCCUUCCAUGUUUAAGCUGACAGUUUGUAUCUAAAAACUGCAUCUAUUUUUGAACCACGGAGGAAAAGUUUUUAUUCAAGCUGUGAUCAGCUGCUUGAGUUGCAAACACACAGUUGAUCAGUGCAUCAGGUUGUCUGAAAUAGCUUGCCAUUUGAUCAAGCCUAGUACGCUCUCAUCGUAACCUGACCACUGAACACCACUCUUGACUUUAGUAAAUUUAUACAACACAACAUUAGCAGGUGCUGUUAAAAGGAGAGCUGCAUUCAAUCCUUAUUAAGACCUGGACUUGUAUUUCUAGGCAAUAUCUGAAAACUUGCAAUGAGAACUACAGCCUCUUCAGACAGGCCGCACACUUCAUCCACUGAGCUCGACUGGUACUGACAUAUUUUUCUUUUUUUAAUCAAAGUUCAGAUCUGUAACAAUGCGGAAAUCUCCAGUCAAAUAAUAUAUUUAUGAUGCAGAGUGUGACAAGAUUAAUACGACAGUUCAUACCUUUAGUAGAUGAAGAGUACUCUUGUUCGAGGAAGAGUGGCAUAAGUGGGAUCAGCCAGUUUACGCACUCUGGAGUAGUUAACGAAGCCUCUGAUGAACAGCAUGAAGCCUGGAGAUAUAAUGAGAUGAAUUCAAGUCAUACAACAAAAUCCAUCAUGAAUAUCAUCAAGAAAUUGUGUUUCAUUUUUAAGUUUUUGUUUUUUCUCUUUCUUUCUUUCUCUCUCUUACCCAGAGCCAGGAACACCCACCACAACCAGUACUGCCCAUCAAAGUAUCCGGGGAAGUAGGUCGAAAACUGGAAGAAAUAUGAGAUAGCACAAUCGAGACUGUUUUAGGGACAAUCUGAGAGUUUUAGUCGAAUACACAUGAACCAUCAACAUGUGAACAUGCAUCUUUGAACUGUACUGUUGCUGGUAAAUGUUCAUAAAGCAGCUCUCACCCUAACAAUAAGAACCCAUUUGAUGAGUGACAGGCCGAAGCCAGAGAUGGCUCCGUAUCGGCCAGCGGCUGAUGUGGUCAAACAGAAAGACAAGAAGAAGCCAAUCCAGUUGAACAGGAAUGCCACUGGAGGAGGGAAACGCAUAAUAAGUCAAUGACAAAAAACACAAAGUUUGGUCAAAUUUCACACAGACAUUGAACCCAACACUGGACCUUAGUCUAGCACUUCUGUGCAAUAUGGGCUACGUGCAAUAUCAAUCUGACAGUAUUGAAUGCAUUUAUUUAUUAUUUAUCGCUAUAAUACACAUAAUUAUUUAUUAAAUUUCCAUUACUUCCUUACCUAUAAAAUAAUCUAUCACUAGCACUGACAUGUUUACUUUGCACUCUGGUGAGAUGUGAAAAUACUUUUCGCUGUACUGUACUUGUACUGUACAUUGACAAUAAAUUGAAUCUCAUCUCAUCUCUUAUCUCAACUGCACAACCCAGACUGAAUGAAAGGGGAGUGCAUCAAUGGCCAGGUUUGUUAACUUCAACACUGACUUUUUAACAAGCUCUUUGUCCAAUAAAGAUGAAGUUAAAUGACUCUUUCAGGACUCAGAUUCUAUCAGUCUAGUGUUGAAUUUCUAGUCUAGUUCUUACUGAAGAAAGUGAGCAUGAAGAUGCCGUCAUUUCCUAUCCGCAGCUGGUCAGCAUCUUCAAAGUCAUCUCUGGCAACAAAGUCAUCUUCCUGCACCAAGACCAAGAAAUUAUGGCAUUAACUUUAACUUCUUUUUUCAUGUUCCGUUUAUGUCAGGUCAGUCAUUGGGAAAAUUUCCAAUUAUCAGCGUACCGUGACUCUUCCAGGGACCAGGGGGACGGCUGCCUCUUCUUUGCUUCUUUCGGCUUCAUCGUAGGAGGGUAGGGUGGUCGCAACACUGUAGGAUGGAGGGUUGGGAAAUCUCCCUCCAUCUUCCUUGUAUUCAAAGAAGGCUGUGGAAGCAACAAGCAAAAUUAAUCACCCACUUACAGAUGGAAAUAAACUUUCUAAUUACCCUCACUCACGUGUGUGGGCUCAGCC
Xyrichtys novacula (pearly razorfish) is the source of this 7427-nucleotide messenger RNA. NCBI's taxonomy places the organism in Eukaryota, Metazoa, Chordata, Actinopteri, Labriformes, Labridae. The record is from the annotation of a GenBank genome assembly.